This is a messenger RNA of Drechmeria coniospora, 1497 nucleotides long. RefSeq names its product ornithine aminotransferase. Gene Ontology annotation, cellular component: cytoplasm. The record is from RefSeq and is a predicted model, not a curated record. Lineage: Eukaryota; Fungi; Ascomycota; Sordariomycetes; Hypocreales; Ophiocordycipitaceae. The transcript is spliced from 3 exons. The coding region runs from base 1 to 1497 and encodes 498 amino acids. Gene Ontology annotation, molecular function: pyridoxal phosphate binding; L-ornithine transaminase activity; identical protein binding.
AUGAGCCUGCACCUGUGCCUGCUCAACCUCCCCUCCUCGGCCCCGUGCAUCGUUCCGUCGAGCCGCCCGUUCGCCGCUGACAACUUGCUCCUCGCAGCCGCAGCACCGCCGGUCAAGGUCAACCGCUUCGCUUCGCCCCAAGGUUCGAGUCGGAAAAUCGCCGGCACCAUGACCCCCCACGCCAACGACGCGGCCUCUCGUGAUGGCAACUCGCGCUUUCACGCCUCGUCGACGGAGGAGGCCAUCGCCGUGGAGAGCGAGUGCGCCGCCCACAACUACCACCCGCUUCCCGUCGUCUUCGCCCGCGCCCAGGGCGUCAACGUCUGGGACCCCGAGGGCCGCCACUACCUCGACUUCCUCUCGGCCUACAGCGCCGUCAACCAGGGUCACUGCCACCCCGAGCUCGUCAAGGCGCUCGCCGAGCAGGCCGGCCGCCUCACCCUCAGCUCCCGAGCCUUCCACAACGACGUCUUCCCCAAGUGGGCCGAGAAGAUCCGCCAGGUGUUUGGCUACGAGAUGGUGCUGCCCAUGAACACGGGCGUCGAGGCGGCCGAGACGGCCAUCAAGAUCGCCCGCAAGUGGGCCUACAAGGUCAAGGGCGUCGAGCAGGGCAAGGCUCUCGUCUUCUGCGUCACCGACAACUUCCACGGCCGAUCGAUGACGGCCAUCACGCUGUCGACGGAUCCCGAGUCCAAGGACAACUACGGGCCCUACCUGCCCAACAUCGGCGCCGCGAACCCGUCCAACGGCAAGCCGAUCCGGUUCAACAACGUGUCCGAUCUCGAGGAGGUGCUCGACGCUCACGGCAAGCACACGGCCGCCUUCCUCGUCGAGCCCAUCCAGGGCGAGGCCGGCGUCGUCGUGCCCGACGAGGACUACCUGCCGAGGGUGCACGAGCUCUGCAAGAAGCACAACGUCCUCCUCAUCUGCGACGAGAUCCAGACGGGCAUCGGCCGCACCGGCCGCAUGCUGGCCUCGGAGUGGUCCGGCAUCAAGCCCGACGUGGUGACGCUCGGCAAGGCCAUCUCGGGCGGCAUGUACCCCGUCAGCGCCGUCAUGAGCACCAAGGAGGUGAUGCUCGUCGUCGAGCCCGGCACGCACGGAUCCACCUACGGCGGCAAUCCCCUCGGCUGCGCCGUCUCCAUCCGCGCCCUCGAGCUCAUCGAGGAGGAGAACAUGAUCGUCAACGCCGAGCGGCUCGGCAACCUGUUCCGCGACGGCAUCACGGCCUUGGGGUCGCCCAUCGUCAAGACGGUCCGCGGCAGGGGCCUCCUGAACGCCAUGGUCAUCGACGAGACGGCCACCGACGGUCGCACCGCCUGGGACCUAUGCCUGCUGCUCAAGAGCAAGGGCCUCCUGGCCAAGCCGACGCACGGCGACAUUAUCCGAUUCGCCCCGCCCCUCGUCAUCACCGAGACGGAGCUCAGGAAGGGCCUGAGCAUCAUCGCCGAGGCCAUCCAGGAGCUCCCGACGGCGGAGAAGUCGACGGGUCACUAG